GUGCCGCAAUUGCAACUUCUGUGCUCUGCUCAGGAACUUUGUACUGAGAGGAGUUAACGAAAACUUGCUCGUGUCUCUCAGCCCCGGGCGGCCCCUCAGGGCGAUAAAACGUCCCCUGUCCUGGCACGCCCAGCCCGCGGUUGAGGCUGCAACCUUGAUUGACCGGCAGCUGCAUGACCCGCGGCGCUGGUUCCCCGCUGACCUAGCCCUCCCGCCGCACGUCCGGCGCCAGCAGCCAGACUCCGCAGCGGCGCCUAGGGACCUGAUCGCGCCAACCCGCCCGGGAGCCCCUCGGUCAUCCGCCCGCCCAUGUUCUUGGCCAUCAGGAGGGCCAACCAGCUCUUCCACAGUGUCUUUCCUAUCCGGAGAAUGGGUGACUCCGCUUCCCGGAUUGUCAGCCCCCAGGAGGCCUUGCCAGGCCGGAAGGAGCCGAUGGCCGUAGAGGCCAAGCAUCACGUCAAUGGCAACAGAACAGUUGAACCUUUCCCAGAGGGAACACAGAUGGCUCUAUUUGGCAUGGGCUGUUUCUGGGGAGCUGAAAGGAAAUUCUGGACCCUGAAAGGAGUAUAUUCAACUCAAGCUGGUUAUGCAGGGGGCCACACUCCCAAUCCUACCUAUAAAGAAGUCUGCUCAGGAAGAACUGGCCAUGCAGAAGUAGUCCGAGUGGUGUACCAGCCAGAACACAUCAGCUUUGAGGAACUGCUCAAGGUCUUCUGGGAGAAUCAUGACCCGACCCAAGGCUUGCGCCAAGGCCAGGACCACGGUUCCCAGUACCGCUCUGCCAUCUACCCAACCUCUGCGGAGCACAUGGAGGCAGCCCUGAGGUCCAAAGAGGACUACCAGAAGGUUCUGUCUGAGCACGGCUUCGGCCUCAUCACCACCGACAUCCGGGAGGGACAGCCUUUCUACUACGCGGAGGAUUACCACCAGCAGUACCUGAGCAAGAACCCAGAUGGGUACUGCGGCCUCGGGGGCACUGGCGUGGCCUGCCCACUGGGAAUUAGAAAGUAAUUUCUCCCCACAUCGUCAGCUCUUGAAGUCACGGCAAAAAAAAAAAAAAAAAAAAACCUGCUUCCAACAAAUUGGGCAGUUUUGUGCGGGGGCGGGGGGGGGGCUUUGUGAAGUACACAAAGGCAGCCAUAAAAAUCUGCUUUAUUGAGGUAUGAUUUCAUGAAGGGCGGUGGCAAAUUGAUAACCUAUCAUUUCUCUUCCAAUAACUUUUGGCGGGAGUGGAGCUGUGAAAUGUUUUGGAUCAUGUGAUGUCUGAAUGAGGAAAAUGAAUAGUCAGUCCACCCUUCUUUUGCCUGGGUGCCUGCCACAGAUGCUGUGGAACCAAGCCGGGAGGUCGCUGGCCGGAUGGGGCAUCCUUUAUCCGAGUUCUGCCUUCCUGCCCUCCAGUGCCUUAAAAUUUGCAAACAUUUAUCGCUGCAAUGGAUGAUUCCCUGAAAUACUUUGCUGUACUGAUCCUAUUCAUAUGUAAGGGGCUUUCUCCCUUUUUUCAUUUCUCCUCAUGGCAGAGAAAAGAUGUGUUAGCUUGACAAAUUUUAACACUUUGCUUACAGCUAUGAGAGAUGCUUGUUCUAAUAAAAGUCUACAGUCUAAUCAUACAAA
This is a messenger RNA of Phacochoerus africanus (Common warthog), 1611 nucleotides long. RefSeq names its product methionine sulfoxide reductase A (gene MSRA). Lineage: Eukaryota; Metazoa; Chordata; Mammalia; Artiodactyla; Suidae. Gene Ontology annotation, cellular component: cytoplasm. Gene Ontology annotation, biological process: cellular response to oxidative stress. The coding region runs from base 310 to 1011 and encodes 233 amino acids. The record is from RefSeq and is a predicted model, not a curated record. The transcript has 6 exons. Gene Ontology annotation, molecular function: peptide-methionine (S)-S-oxide reductase activity.